This is a messenger RNA of Magnolia sinica, 1851 nucleotides long. RefSeq lists its product as uncharacterized. The record is from RefSeq and is a predicted model, not a curated record. The transcript is spliced from 3 exons. NCBI's taxonomy places the organism in Eukaryota, Viridiplantae, Streptophyta, Magnoliopsida, Magnoliales, Magnoliaceae. The coding region runs from base 930 to 1718 and encodes 262 amino acids.
AUAAUGACAUGGCAUUCCUCAGAUUUUCUAUUUACGAAAGUUUCAGGCAUUUUCACCAAAAUCUAGAGGUGGGUUUUGAAGGAAACUUAGAAAAUUCUCACGAGUAUUCAAAAAGACUAUGAUUUCUUUUGUAAGAAAAGAAGCUAAGCUGGAGGUAGGCUGUGAAGGACAGUUAGAAAAAUCUGAUUGGGUAUCUUUUAAAAUUUUCAAAGGGAGAGAGAGAGAGAGAGAGAGAGAGAGAGAGAGAGAGAGAGAUUGUGCUUGAAGAGAAGAGCAUCUUCAUAUCUUUAUGUCCUUGGAAGGGCUGUCUGGGCUUUAUGUAGAGGAGUGGGAUCUGUUUUUUAUUCCAGUUCUGUUUUGUUUUGCCUUCUCUUUCUGAUCCUCUCCCACACUACAGCAAUACAAUACUGCAGCUGAUUUCUCCACCACAAGCAUCCCCACCUUGUCUUGCCUCCCUCCACAGCCUGUCAAUCUUGCAUUAAUUUUGGGUUAGAUGUGUUGUUUUUCAAGGAAAGUAGGACUGUUUUUGUCUAUGGAAGUUGUGGAUAUCUGGGUCUCAGUGGGACUUCUUCUGUUGGCCGCGGCCGAGGCACUGGUCAACUAGGCCUCCUGAGAGAAUGAGUGAUGGGUGCUGAUGAGGAGGAGAUUUCUGUAUUGUUUUGUGUCUUGCAAUGGCAGAUGGAUGAGAGGAGGGGUUAGUGGGAGGAAGAUGCUUCAUAAGCAAUUGCAACAUAGUUCUUCUCACCGUUCAAUCUCGCAGGCAUGAUAACAGAACUACAGUAUGCUCUGAACCUGUUAGCAACAGUAAAAGCAAAACGUACGGUGAUGUGUUAGGUGUACGGGUCGAGACUGCGGAUAUUUGGACUUGGUCUAGGAAGAGAAUUUUCGAGGAGAAUAUAGGAACUGGUUUCGACCAGCUUCAAGAGUCUAUGGAUAAAAUAUUGCUUGAGCAAUAUAACAACAAAGAAUCCAUGGGAAAGAUGAUGUUGAAGCAGGAGGAGGUCUUCAAAGAGCAGGUAAAGGAACUCCACCGGUUAUACAGAGUCCAAAAGAUGCUAAUGACCGAGCUUCGGAGUAAGGAGAUGAAAUUCCACUACCUCUCUAACAUGGAUCCUAGAGCGACCUGCACAGGAUCUAAUUACACAGACCCAGAUCAGCAAACCGAGUUUUGGAGUCCCAAUGGCUCACAAACUAGCCAUUCCUACUUCAGCAACAACUAUCAUCAGACUGUUCAAAUCCCUUUCGAUUACAAUUUCCACCAGCGAUAUAAUGUGAGGCUUGAUUCGAGCUCACAGGAACCGAGUAGCAGCUCAGGAGAAACUUUCAGAAUGCACAGAGGCUUCGAUCUUGAAUGGCCCGCCAGAGGAGACACUUCCACCAACGUUAGUGAAAUCCAUGAUCAAGGCCCAAUCUUCAGGCAGCGCAUGAAAGAUAAAAUGGCAAUUGGCGGCAUUUCUCAUGACCAAUGUUACAAUACUAGUGGAGAGAACGAUGUUGAGCUGACGUUAAGCAUUGGAUACGGCACAGAUAAGAAAAAAUCAAAGCAUCGACCACGUUCGAAUAUUGAAUUGGGCUGCUCUGAGUCGACCCCAAAUGAAACCAGACAGCCAAUUCUGUCCACAUCGGCAAGAUCAGAACGAGAGGAGGAAUGCGGUGAUCGAGAAAGCUUACAGCGACAACAUUGGCUCUUUCGAACACUAAGCUUGAACAGGACAUGAACUGUAAUCCAUAUGUAAGCUUUCAGAUAUUUUGAAGUUUUGAUUUUGCGGGAUCAAGGCACCAUUUGAUUAAUGUUCAUCAUAACAUAGCUCUGCUAACAAGCAAGAAAAUCAUGUUCUCUAUUGAUUUGAA